CCUCGCCUUCUUCUCGUGAGGAAAAGGGAAAAAAAAAAAAGGAAGGGAGGCUCGAGCUUACCAAACCCUAGGUCUCGAUUCGGCCGGGAUCGCGGGCGCGGGCGCGGGCGGCGGGGGGAUGACGAUUCCGAGCGCCGAGGGGUUCCUGCAGGCGGCGAGCUGCCUGCCCUGCACGCCGGAGGAGGAGCGGGACCUCGUCGUCGCCCUCACCCGGGAGGCCGACGAGAAUGUCAAGGACGGCGAUCUCCGCUACCUCGUCUCGCACGCCUGGUGGAUUAACUGGCAACGCUACGUGGGCUUAAUCAAACCUGAGGAUGAUGAUGCUGACAUGCUUCCUCAAGCUCCAAGUAGACCAGGGGAUAUAGAUAACUCAAAGCUUUUGGAGGAAAGCAGCAGUGAUGGUGAUGAGCCAGAGCUUCAGAGAACCCUGAGAGAAGGAGAGGACUACGAUUUGGUGCCCCAAGAAGUAUGGAGGAAGCUACAUGAAUGGUACAAUGGUGGACCAGAACUCUCAAGAAAAGUAAUCUGUAGUAGUCCAAUUUCCAAAAGUUACAUUGUGGAUGUCUAUCCCCUCCGUCUAAAAUUAUUUAAUGAAAGAGACAGCUUGGAGAAGGUUAUCAGAAUAAGUAGAAAGGACAAAGUUCAUGAACUCUAUAGAUUGGUUUGCUCACUCAUGUCUGUUGAACAGUCUAAGAUCGAAAUCUGGGAUUAUUAUCAAAAGAUAAAGAACAAAAAACUGAUCAAUCUUAAUGAGACGGUUGAAGAAGCUCAACUGAUUAUGGACCAGGAGAUUAUUGCGGAGGUGAAGCCAGAUGAUGCUUGUUGUUCAGAUCUUGAUACAAGAUCAAAUAAUGAACUAGCAUUAAUUCCUUUGGAACCCUCAACAUCAUCACUUUCAAUUGCUGGAGGUCCUACAUUUUCAAAUGGGUUUUCACCUGGAUUUGGUUCUAGUUUUUCCCAAGAUAACAGCUAUCCUUUAUUAAGGGAUACAGAAGAUGGGUAUAGUAGUUUCUCCAAUGGAUCAAAGGAUGAUAUCCAUGGAUUAAGUGGGUUACAUAACUUGGGAAAUACAUGUUUCAUGAACAGCGCCAUACAAUCCUUGGUUCAUACGCCUCCAUUGGUGGAGUACUUUUUGCAGGAUUACAGUCGGGAGAUAAAUACUGAAAAUCCACUUGGUUUACAGGGUGAACUUGCAAUUGCAUUUGGAGAAUUACUGAGAAAACUUUGGUCAGCUGGUCGAACUUCUGUAGCUCCACGUGCAUUCAAGACAAAACUUUCUCGUUUUGCCCCUCAGUUCAGUGGAUAUAAUCAGCAUGAUUCUCAGGAGCUGCUUGCAUUUCUUUUGGAUGGUUUGCACGAAGAUCUGAACCGUGUGAAAAAGAAACCAUAUAUUGAAGCAAAGGAUGCUGAUGGCCGUCCAGAUGAAGAACUUGCUGAAGAAUGUUGGAAUUACCAUAAAGCUCGAAAUGAUUCUAUAAUUGUUGAUAAAUUCCAGGGACAAUACAAGUCCACGUUGGUUUGUCCUGAUUGUGACAAAAUCUCGGUUACAUUUGACCCAUUCAUGUACUUGUCACUACCACUACCCUCAACAGUUACUCGCAUGAUGAAUGUAACUAUAUUUAGUGGUACUGGGGAUACCCUUCCCAUGCCUUACACUGUGAAAGUACAAAAGAAUGGAGUUUGUGGAGAUCUUAUAAAAUCCCUGAGUGCUAUGUGUUGCUUACAAAGUUCUGAGACGCUGUUGCUUGCAGAGGUAUAUGAUCAUCGGAUUUACCGUUAUUGGAAUCCAUCAGAGCCACUUUAUCAUAUAAAGGAUGAAGAUAAACUUGUUGCUUACAGGCUACCGGCUGGCUCUGAAAAUCUCUUGAGGGUAGAGAUCCUGCAUCGGGUGGUUGAUAGAUAUACUUCAGAGUCUAUGUUCAAUCUUACUCGGAAGCUCAUUGGAAGCCCUCUUGUGACUUGUAUUCCAAAUGAGGCUACGAGAAAAGCUGACAUUUAUGCAACUGCCUCUGCACUUCUGGCUCCAUUUGUACGAACAAAAGUACAUACUCUGGAUGAGUCGGCAACCAAGUUAAAUAGCAAUGGGCCUAGCCUGGAUGGUAUUGUACUGACAGACAAUGGUGUGACCCAUGCGGAAGAAGUCUCUACAUCAAAUGUGGAUGAGGAAGCGGCUGAUGAAGAUCUUUUGCCAUUCCAACUUUGGCUGACCGAUGAAAAAGCUAAUAAGAAGGAUCCUAUAGAUGCAGAUUCUAAUGGUGCUCCUGGGUUGACCAUGAAAUUAUUAAUGGACUGGUCUGAUAGAGAACAUGAAGUAUAUGACAUUAAGUACAUGGAUGAACUCCCUGUGGUCUUCAGGCCUGGAUUUAUGUCAAAGAAAAAUCGGCAAGAAGCGGUCAAUUUAUUUUCAUGCUUAGACGCUUUUCUAAAGGAUGAACCUCUGGGCCCUGAUGACAUGUGGUAUUGUCCAAGGUGCAAGGAGCACAAACAAGCCAGCAAAAAGCUUGACUUAUGGAGGUUGCCUGAGAUAUUGGUAGUUCACUUGAAAAGGUUCUCAUACAGCCGUUUUAUGAAGAACAAGCUUGAUACAUUCGUCAACUUUCCGAUCCAUGAUCUUGACAUGAGCAGAUAUGCAAAUCACUCAUCAAGAAGUGAUCAACCGCCAAUUUAUGAACUCUAUGCAGUGAUCAAUCAUUAUGGUGGUAUGGGUGGUGGUCACUACUCUGCAUAUGCAAAGUUAGUAGAAGAGGACAGUUGGUACCAUUUUGAUGAUAGCCAUGUCUCCUCUGUUGGUGAAGAGGAGAUCAGGACAUCAUCAGCUUAUCUCCUCUUCUAUCGGCGAGUUGGUAGCAGUUCACCCUUCAGAAAUGCUACAGUUGACACUGUUAUGGUUGAUUCGCUGGACUGAAGACCAAAAUUCGGUAUGGUAUAUGGUUUUGUGGCCAAUACAUAUGCUGCUGAGAAGAUUGCUAGGACUUUGAUUUGCUGGUUUUGGGCACUGAGUAUUGGUGCAUGGUAGGUCCAUCCAAACAACCGUGGAGGUUUCGGAGGGUGCAGCAUCUAGUUAGCAUCAUCAAUAUGUUACAACCAUUCUCUAGCAGAUUAGGGGGGGCCUCCAAUAUCUCCUGUCUCGCCUUUUGGCGAAUCUUUGAAAUGUUGCGGUCUACCGGUUGCGAAAACCUAAUUUUGCCGAUGUGCUGAUGUACAGCAGCAGGUCUUGUUAAAUUACAUGCCCUCGUUAUUGGUGUGCAUGGGUGGGUGGUGGAAAAUCAGUUGUGCAACUAGCUGCAUCAAAACCAGAGGAAAGUCAAUGUGCUGCAUUUUUGCUUUGCCAAACUAUAUCUGCUCCAAUGUUCUUAUUUUACUCUAAUCAUGCCUGCUAAGGCCAGGUCUUCACUGUACUAUGCUGAGCACAUGUAUCGUGAUGUAAGCAAACAAUUAUCUGAAUUGCCUGCUUAGCUAUCAAAACGAUCUCGUAUCUGGAUUCAA
Messenger RNA from Oryza brachyantha (malo sina), 3486 nucleotides. Its product is annotated as ubiquitin carboxyl-terminal hydrolase 9-like. The transcript has 13 exons. The coding region runs from base 119 to 2905 and encodes 928 amino acids. Gene Ontology annotation, biological process: protein deubiquitination. The record is from RefSeq and is a predicted model, not a curated record. Gene Ontology annotation, molecular function: cysteine-type deubiquitinase activity. Lineage: Eukaryota; Viridiplantae; Streptophyta; Magnoliopsida; Poales; Poaceae.